GAUAGAUAGAUAAAUUUUAGAGAACGGAGAUAAGUAAAUAAAAUCUUUUUUACAAGGAAAUAAAUCCAAUAAUAUUUUUUCUACAAAGUUUGACGAUGAUGAUAUAUUUUAUCUUUUUAACCGACUUCCCGGGAAAGGGGGUUAUCAAUUCGGAUGUUUUGUAUUUUUUUUAUUAAUACUUAGUAUUCCAUAUCUCAGUUGUUUACCGUCCGAUUUCUUUAAAAUUUAGCAAAUUAGUAUUUAUUUAAAAGUUGUAACCUAAGAUAGUUGUACUUAUAAUUUCAUUAUUACGCCGGAUUGUCGUGUUUUAUAUAAUAAUGAUAUAUUAUUUAUUAAUAUUGUCGUGUCUGUGCUGUGUUUGUGUGAACAGCCAUUUAGAUUUGGACGAAGGCUCUGAAUGCAUUUCAAACGUCACGAGUAAGGGCCAAAAUGGCCGAUGUGUUAAUAUACAUAGAUGUCUGGGCUAUCUAAUAGACAGAAGGCAAAAUAAACAAUCACCGAUAUGUUCAUAUCAAGGCGAGACGCCGAUAAUAUGCUGUACCGAUUGCAACCUGGUUGAGGAUAUGAGGAAAAUGAUAAUAAAUGAGCAAUUGGGUUUUCUCUACAUUACUGGAAAGAAAGCUGAAGACGCUUGCACAAAGUUUAAAAACGAAGUGGAUUAUGACUGCAAACACAGAAAAGGAGGGUGGUGGUAUAAUCAGCUUAACAGAUACUAUCGAUAUCGCAGUGCAUGUUGGAAUGUGGUCUUAGAUGUCUUCGUGGAAAGACCCGCCAUCCUUGGUAAAGAGGCUGAAAGAUACCAGUACACACAUAUGGCUCUGCUCGGGUAUGGCACAGACAUGGACUCAGCUCUCUGGCUCUGUGGAGGCUCUGUGAUCAGUGAGCGCUACAUCCUCACGGCUGCCCACUGCAUGUCACAGCCCAGCGUAGGGCCCGUGAAGUACAUAGCGCUCGGCAUCCUCCGACGCUCCGACCCUCUGGACAUGUGGCAGAGGUACAACGUGAGGAGGGUGGUACCUCACCCGGAGUACCAGUCGCCUUCCAAGUACCACGACAUCGCGCUGCUCGAGACUGAUACUGAGAUUUCAUUCAACAAUGCUGUGCAUCCAGCGUGUCUACACACGAAGGGAGAGGCUGAUGAGGUUCUGACGUUCACUGGGUGGGGUGCCCUGGGUCACAGACAACCGCUAGCUGAUACAUUACAAACUUUGAACAUCUCAAGGUUCAGCGAAGAAGAAUGUAAGCAGCACUACCCCCCACACAGACAUCUUCUGCAAGGAUACAAUCACACCACACAGAUGUGCUACGGAGACAGAGUGACCGUGGCUGAUUCCUGCGAGGGUGACAGCGGUGGUCCACUUCAGUCAAAAACUCUAGACGAGCAUCACUGCGUGACGACCGUGGUCGGAGUGACGUCAGCCGGGAAGCAGUGCGGCAUCACUGCUGGCUCCGGACUGUACACCAGGGUCAUACACUACGUGCCCUGGAUCGAGAGCGUCGUCUGGCCUUGAAGAGCAACGCCUGGGAAGACUGAAGCCUUAUCAUUAGAGCAAACUAUGUAGU
This is a messenger RNA of Helicoverpa armigera (cotton bollworm), 1563 nucleotides long. Its product is annotated as CLIP domain-containing serine protease C9. Lineage: Eukaryota; Metazoa; Arthropoda; Insecta; Lepidoptera; Noctuidae. Bases 318 to 1511 code for a protein of 397 amino acids. Gene Ontology annotation, molecular function: serine-type endopeptidase activity. Gene Ontology annotation, biological process: proteolysis. The transcript is spliced from 10 exons. The record is from RefSeq and is a predicted model, not a curated record.